AAGUUUGUUGUUUGGUGGCAAUGGGUUUCCAGUUUUCUCGCAGACAGUGGCUGACUAUUGUUGUGAUAUCCAUUGCUGACUUUUGUAAUGCCAUUUGUGUUGCGCUACAAGCACCAUUUUACCCGCAAGAGGCGGAGUAUAAAGGUUGUUCAGCGACGGAAUAUGGACUGGUCUUUGGAGUCUUCGAGUUGGUCGUCUUCCUUAUCAGCCCGAUAUAUGGAGCGCAUAUUAAUCGAAUGGGAACCAAGCUGCUGUUUAAUGCAGGGAUAUUCACAACGGGGACCUGUGCAAUUUUCUUUGGGUUACUGGACAAAGUUGAAGGCCACAUCCCGUUCAUAACGCUCAGCUUUGCUAUUCGUAUCGUGGAGGCGAUGGGCAACGCGGCCUUCCUAACCGCUUCCUUCGCAAUCAUCGCCAAAGAGUUUCCUGAUAAUGUCGCUACAAUGUUUGCGUCAUUAGAAACCUUUUUCGGCCUCGGCUUGAUCGUGGGACCGACGUUGGGUGGAGCUCUGUACACCGUUGGAGGCUACACGUUGCCGUUCGCCGUGCUCGGUUCUGCGCUCUUCUUGGCGGCUUUUAUGACCUGCCUGGCGCUGCCGAGGAACCAUGAUGACGAAGACUUAAGGCCUACUGGACCAACAAUGUGCACGCUACUGCGUAUUCCUGGCGUUUUUCUCGCCGCAAUCAGUAUUAUAUCGACCAGUAUGAGCAUCGGUUUCCUGCAGGCGACACUUGAACCUCACUUGAGACAGUUUAAAUUUUCCCACAUGGUGCUCGGGCUGAUGUUCGUAAUCAACGGCGGUGUAUACGCAAUCUCAGCACCCGCGUGGGGCUGGCUCUGCGACCGACCUUCGAUCAAGCCCAAAUACGUCACCAUUAUGGGCUGCAUCUUCAUUGCUGCAGGGUUUCUCCUCGUCGGACCAGCACCUUUCUUCGAUAUGCCGACGAUAACGUGGGUUACAAUUCUGGGAUUGGUCCUUCAUGGUCUUGGCAUCGGCUGCCAGCUCGUGGCGUCAUUCACCGACGCGCUCAGCACCGCCAUUGCAAGCGGUUUACCAAACACAAUAGAGACCUACGGUUUGGUAUCUGGUAUGUGGACGUCAACAUUUGCCCUCGGAGCGUUUAUAGGCCCUACAAUCUCUGGUCUCCUCUUUGACUCCAUUGGUUUCCGAAGUUCUACGCUGUUCAUCUGCAUCUUACAUCUUUGUGUGAUGUUUAUAGUAAUACUGUACCUCUGGACUGCUGACCGCGAAAAACUGGACGUCUCAGUGUCUGCUGGGGAUCUCCUGCAGCUGGAUGGUACAUUGGACGAAAGCGUGCUUAUCGGAGACAAGUAUAUCAUGCCACCACCUCGGACCAAAAGUACACCAGCUUUGGUAGAGAAACGUCUUUACUAUAUUUCUGAUAUCAGCCGUCGCUGCGGCAUCAGCGUCGAACAGUCGCGCCCUCCCGCGAUGAACAGCCUGAUCGCCUGCUCCAGCUACAAAAACCGACGAAGCCCUUGGAGUCAGCAGACCCCGAGGUACAGACCUUCGUACGGCAGCUUAGACCAUCGCUUUAUGGGUGGAUCUUAAAAAUAAGGCAAUUCAAAUUUAAACCAUAAUGCGAGGUACAAGAGAGGGAAGUUCGUUGAUUGGUCGAAGGCGUAACCCCUCCCACAUCCCGCAGAACAUAGAAUAACCAUGCUUACGAGCAUAACUAAACUAUCAAGCUGCAGUAAUAAAAAGUGAAUGAAAACAAUUUGAACCAAAGAGUAAACCAAAAUAGUUAUUAAACACAAUAUGUGCAUAUAAUAUAACUUUAUCAACUAUUGUAUUUUGUUUGUAGCGUUGUUUGUUUUUGUCUGUUAAUUUGAGUCUAGAUAGAAUGAAAGGU
Molecule: messenger RNA, 1875 nt
Organism: Hyposmocoma kahamanoa
Lineage: Eukaryota; Metazoa; Arthropoda; Insecta; Lepidoptera; Cosmopterigidae
Product: MFS-type transporter SLC18B1-like
Exons: 10
Coding region: 21-1574 (517 amino acids)
Biological process (GO): transmembrane transport
Molecular function (GO): transmembrane transporter activity
Source: RefSeq, a predicted model, not a curated record